AUGCGGGGCUGGUCUCUACGGCCACUGUAUGGUGCAUUACUGGUACUAUGUGUGUUGUUCAGUGUCAUCAAUGCUGAUUUGUACCAAGAUGAAGUUGUGGAUCUACCUGGAGUCACAUUCGACUACCUUCAUCGUCACUUCAGUGGGUACUUGGACACUCCCAAGGGCAGUAAAUUACAUUACUGGUAGGUUUUUGAUUAGGUUUUGUGAGCAUUACUGUAAUUUGUGGGUAUUUCUUAAAAAGGAUUAGGUAGGGCGAACAGAACUCGGCUAGGGCAGGGCUGUUUUUGGCGUUGGGUGGGGCAAAGGUAAGGAUACGAUUGAGCUUGACAAUCGUAUUAUUGGUAUGUUUGGUUGGUAGGGUGGAUAUAUGGUGCUUCGGAUAGGAUAAAGUAGGGUAGUAUAGGAUGGACUAGGUUUGGGUUACGGUAGUACGAGGGUUAGGGAGAGUUAGGAUUGGGUAAGGUUAGGGCAUGGUCACGGUAAACUAUAGUAUAGAUCUUACUGGAAAGGAGUAUGUCUAUGAUAGGGUACUGUAGCGUAGGACAGAGAAGCUGGUGGAAAGGUAAGGGGGGGGUGGGUGGAAUAGGUAGGGUAGGGUAGGCUAGGGUAGGGUAAGUUAGGGUAGGGUAAGGUAUAAUACGAUAAUACCAUCUGUAAUCUAAUUAAGGUUUGUCAUAACUCAAACAGUAGCUUAAUACCUAUUUUUGUGUUUGUUGACACAACCGGCUACUACAAGGAAACUGAUACGAAAGUACAAACAUAAAACCCUUAUCAAUACUUAUGAAUUAUUUAUUUAAUUACAAGGUUCUUUGAGACAAUACUAAUAAGGCAAUUAGCUUGUUAUCUUAACAAAGAUGGACAUGAAAAGUUUUGUUUCGGAAAAGCAUUGAAGUUUGAAAGGAUAGGCACGUAAAACGAAAGUUUUAAGAAUUAAAAAAAAUUUUAAAAUUUACCCCAAAGAAUAAAAAAUUUUACUCCGCCCAAGGUUUUUAAAGAUAAUGCGCUAAUUUUUCUUGGCGAGUUUUAAAGUAAUUUUUUUUAAGUUUAAAAAAAAAAGAAUAAAAAAUCCACCCCCGAAAAAAAUUUUACCCUGCCCAACUUUAUUAAAUAAAAAAAAUAAAAUGCAAAUUUCUUUUGUGAAUUAGGUUUUUCUAAGCUGUUUUUUAUUAAUUUUUAAAAAAAAUUGAAAAUCCACCCUCAAAAAAAUUUACCCCGCCCAAAUUUUUUUUUGAAAAUUGGGUAUAAUAUGUAAAUACCUGCAAGAAAAUGAAAAUUAACAUCCACAAAAAAUUUUCUACACCGCCCUAGUAUAAGUUUAAAUAUUUUUCAGGUUUUUCGAGUCCCAAAAUGACCCAGCCAAGGAUCCAUUAGUUUUGUGGCUGAAUGGAGGGCCAGGUUGUUCAUCAAUGCUUGGCCUUUUCACUGAGAUUGGCCCGUUUCGACCGAAUCCAGAUGGCGAAACGUUAUUUGAAAAUGUGCAUUCUUGGAAUAAGGUAGGGGUGGUAAAAUACGGAAAGCGGAAUCGCGUUAUUUAAAAAUUUUCAACAUAAUAUUGACUUUUCAAAGUUUUUGAAUUAAAAAUUUUUUAACUUAAAAAAUUUGAUUUUUUUAGCUAGCCAACAUCAUUUUUCUGGAAGCUCCGAAGAAUGUUGGGUUCUCAACUGGCACUAACAUUACCUAUUCGGAUGAUUUGGUAAGGUUAAAUCGAAGUUUUUUAAUGAGGGGGGGGGGAUUGAUAAAAAAAAUAGUGGGUCGGUUAGGCAGGGUAGGAUUGAUAAAAAUAUCUUUUAUACGUCAAGGCUGAUAUGCAAGAUUUUUAAGGCAUGGUAAAUUAAAAGUAAGGGUAGAUUUUAAGGAUACAGUAGGCUCUAAGGCUGUUUGGCUUAAAACUUGGCCACACACAGUUUAUGGUAGGAAAGAACUUGGCAGGGUUAAUAUAGACAAAUGCUCAUAAGAAUGAAGUUUUUCAAGAAGUUGUACCUGUUAGUUUAAGUUAGGGUAAGGUAGGGUAGGGUAGGAUAGGGUAGGGUAGGGUAGGGUAGGAUAGGGUAGGGUAGGGUAGGGUAGGGUAGGGUAGGGUAGGGUAGGGUAGGGUAGGGUAGGGUAGGGUAGGGUAGGGUAGGGUAGGGUAGGGUAGGGUAGGGAAGGGUAGGGUAGGGUAGGGUACGAUAGUGUAGGGUUGAGUAGGAUAGGGUAGGAUAGGGUAGGGUAGGGUAGGGUAGGAUAGGGUAGGGUAGGGUAGGGUAGGGUAGGGUAGGGUAGGGUAGGGGUAGGGUAGGGUAGGGUAGGGUAGGGUAGGGUAGGGUAGGGUAGGGUAGGGUAGGGUAGGGUAGGGUAGGGUAGGGUAGGGUAGGGUAGGGUAGGGUAGGGUAGGGUAGGGAAGGGUAGGGUAGGGUAGGAUAGGGUAGGGAAGGGUAUAGUAGGGUAGGGUAGGGUACGAUAGUGUAGGGUUGAGUAGGAUAGGGUAGGGUAGGGUAAGGUAUGAUAGGGUAGGGAUGGGUAAGUCAAGGUAGGGUAAGAGUAAAAACAGCAUCGAAAACUAAAUUUUAAUUUCCAGACGGCUGAAGACAACUUGGAAGCUCUGUCGGAAUGGUUCAAACGUUUCCCAGCCUAUCAGAAUCAUGAGUUUUACUUAGCUGGAGAAUCCUACGGUGGUGUAUAUAUUCCAACGUUGGCUAGGCUGGUCUUGAAGAAUGUAUGUUGACAUUUUUAGUACAAAACAUACUAUAACAAUGUUGUUACAGUACCAAAUGUAACAUCAUAUAAUAGUAUUUAUAUAGUACCAAACGUACAAUAAUAGUAGUCUUAUGGGAAAAAAUGUAUUAUCAUAGCACUCUUAUAGUACCUAACGUACCAUCACUAUUCAUAUUCUAGUACUUUUAUAGUAUUAACCAUACUGUCAUAGUAAACUUAUAGUACCAAACGUACUGUCAGUGUACACCUACUAUUACAAUUAUUUUCAUCUCAUGUCUAUAAAACCAAACCAACUCCCAUAGUAUCAAAACUAAUUUCUCAAUUUCAGCCAUCAAAAGUCCCGGCCAACUUUGCCGGCUUCCUAAUCGGUAAUGGUAUCUACAGCUACAAGACCAACGUCAACUCCUUUAUCAACCUGGCCGUGAAUCGAGGACUGGUCGAUCGAAAAGUGGUCAACUAUCUGGUCGAUCAUUGCUGCAAAGACCAGAUAUUCGGAUUCUGCGACUUUUUCAACUUUGUUCACAUCAGCGAAACUGGCAAAAUGACCGUGCGCAACUUCACGGACGCCGUUGAUAAGGAAUGUGCCAAGAAGAUCGUCAAAAUCGCUGAUACCGACUUCUGGCACCUCGAAGGCUACUCAUCGUACAAUUUUGCACAAGACUGCUACGCAAAAGACUAUAGUACCAGCACGGCACAACAAACCUUCUUGAACACCGUGCUGAGGAUUCAGGAUGCCAAAACUAAUGGAAUAGAAGCAUUGGUCAGUGAUGGGGUCAAUCGACAUGUCAAUCAAGGUGUAAGUUGGCAUUUAUAUUGUUGGGCUAAGGUUUGGCAUGGUAAUGUUGAAGAAGAGAACAAAAAAAAAGGUUAAGGUUAAGAUAUAUGACUGUUUAUAACAUAUAUGGAUUUUUUCUUUUAUUACAUAAGUUUUAAACUUAUGUACGUGCGAAUUAUCGAAUUAUAAUAAUAUGGUUAUAUAUACAUAUGAUUUGAUUUUUUGCUUUUACGUGGGUCUUCAACUUAUGUACGAGCGAACUAUCAGAUUAUAUGGUUAUAUAUAUAGUAUUUAUUUUUGCUUUUAUCUGGUUUUCCAACUUGUGUACGAGCGAAUUAUCGGAUUAUAUGAUAUAUAUGGUUAUAUACAUAUACUUUGAUUUUUUGCUUUACUAUGAUUUUUAACUUGUGUACGAGCGAAUUUAUAACUUUGUACAACGGACUUUUGGCGCACCCUGUACUGUAAAAUCGAACUGGGCUAGUCAGAGCUAAUGAGACUCUUUCCAACUCCGCUCGAGAACCGAACACACCGACAAUCGUAUAUAACCGAAAUAAAUCUGACCGACAAUAUUGUAUAUGGUAUUUACCUCCCGAAAACAACCAACAAAGUUAUAAGAUCAUAAAACAAUACAGUCGACACCCUUCUACGUAUUGCGGGUCCAAACGGGGGCUGGUCAAAUCCACCCAACCGUCCACUCCUGUGUAAAUCUUUAAGACUGACCAUUCUUCUCCUUGAGGAGAUUGGGGCGAGUGCGGGCGGAAUGCCAAGACGCUCUGGUUACUCGAACUGUUCUAAACGACCUUCAGCUUUAAGUUCAAGUAAGAAACGUCCGACUCCUUCGAACUGUAACAAAGAGAAGGCUCAAUCUUUUCAACGUUCAUUCGUUCCUAGCUUUAAACCGAGUAAAAGAGCUACUGAAUUUCAAGGUUCAACUCCAGAAAGCAUGCCUCCUGUUCAAAUUUCAAAAAAUUUUUUUACAGAACCCCCUGUUUCGGCAGUUACUGUUCCAGAAAUUCCCUAGUAAAACAACUUGAUAUUAUUCAGAAAGUGAAAGAGUGGCGGGGGGCCCGGUCUGUGGUUGGCUAGCCCCCACGGCACCUUUCUGUGCGGUGGACCGUUCCCGGUGAGGGCCAAGACGUACCCUCCCUCAGGAACGGUUCGGGCUCUUUGUCUUGUCAAUUGGGGCUCUAUGAAAGCUCCAACUUCUGUCUGGGACUCAGAGGGGUUUGUAUGGUUGGUUGUCGGUCCUGAGACCCGCGAUCUGAUCAGUACUGGCGCGCGCGUAAAAGUUUUCCUUUGGCCUAUCCCUGGCCUUAUUCCCUGGCCUAUUCCUGGCCUAUUCCCUGGCCUAUUCCCUGGCCUAUUCCCUGGCCUAUUCCCUGGCCUAUUCCCUGGCCUUAUUCCCUGGUAGCUACAUCUACCGUACUCCUCAACCCGGGUUGGUACAUAAAGUCUGUCGACCGUCACUCGCGGUGAGUCGGCGGCCGGAUCGAUCGAUCGAUCCCGAUAUCCAACAAUCCCUGGCUUAAAUAGUUGCCCCGAUCGGCCCCGUUCCCACGACUGAUCAUGGCCGCGAUGAGACACACAUUCCUCGGCCCACGCGGGUUUCCGCGUCUUGAUAUGAUUUGUGUCCUGGCCGGAGCCAUCAAAUUAUGUUAUUUCUUGGUUUGGACUUUGGUCCUAAACUAGGAUUGAUGCCUUGCGCAUCACUAGAAUAUGAAUUGCAAUAAAAAAUUCCGCUUUUAUAAUCCAAUAUUGUUUCAGUACCUCCAAAACCACUUGUCCAGCGACGCAUUCGGCGGAUUCCCAUGCUACGCUCACGGUGCCAUCUACAAAUAUCUCAACCGGGAAGAUGUGAAGAAGGCCAUUCAUGUCGAAGGCGACUGGGACAUGUGCAAGUAAGUCUUUGUUAUUGUUUUGUGAUUUUAGGUAUGAAGGAGAAAGUUGAUCGAUUUGAAGGUAAAAUGAGGUGAAAUCAUGUGUAUUCUUAAUGUUUUUUAAUGAAAAGUUUAAAUAAGUUGUAGAAAGGAAGAACAUACGUAUUGAUUACCGUUUUAGUCAAAAAGAACAUGAGAUUUAAAGAAAACAAAUUAAAAUUAUAUUGUAGUAGGUGUUUGACGAAAAUCGGCGCGUUAGUUAUCGAAAUUGGCUUUGAAUAAACAAAUUCUUGAUUGGAUUAGCUAGAUUAAAGUGUUGCAAAACUAACAAGCUAUAAAAUGUUAUAUUUUUCAUUAAAAUAAAAGAGAACGGCCAGAAAUUUGACAUGAAUUCUUAAAUUAUAUUGUAAUAGGGAAAUUUGAUGUUUUGUGAAAGGAAACGCGCUUUUUCGGUAAAAUUAUUGUUUGAAUUAGAUAGAAAAAUGUCUUCCGGAGCUAAUAAGCUAUAAUUUAGCUAGCAUUGUGUGAAGUUUAUGUUAAUAUUGAGGGAGAAACAUCAAAAAGUCCUUUGAUCAAUUUGGAACGGUUUUCGACGACAAUUUUGGGCCGAAAUGCCAUUUCUUUUUAUAAAUUAUUGUGUUUUUCUAUUUUAUAGGUAUAGAUCAAUGUUUUUUAUAUCAAAAAAAUAAAAAACCGAUUUAAUUCACCUCAAUUUUCAGCGACUACCUGGACGAUGUCUACCUACAACAAUAUCAGGACACAAAAGAAGUCUUUGACGAAAUUUUUGUCUUCAACAAAGACCUAAAAGUUAUGCUGUUCAACGGUGACACGGAUGGAGUGUGUAACUUCCUCGGAACGGAAUGGUUCAUUGAAGACAACUUCCAAUGGGAUUCAGAAUCCGAUCGUACGCAAUGGCUGUUCCAGAAGGGCGACUUCAUUAAAACCUACGCCGGCUUUCAAAAGAAGUUCCAGAAGAACAAAGUUAAGCUUGAUUUGGUGACCGUGGCUGGCGCCGGGCAUUACGUGCCGACGAAUCGGCCCGGACCCGCCAUCCAGAUGUUGAGGAACUUCUUGAAUGGAGAAAGAGACUAUAGUACGAGUGCGUUGAUCGACGAAACUGAGAAAACCAUCAAGAAUCGUUAUUUGGAACAGGUCAGAAGUCCAAGUAGGUUUAUUGAGGGUGUACAUAUUGUUAUUGCCUCGACAGUUCGAUAAAAUGGAAAAAAUGGGCACAGCCUGACAAUCUUUAGUGUUUUGCAGGCUGCGGGGGCCAAGUUAUCCGAUGAAACAUGUUCCAACUUGAAAUUAAAAAACUGUUUUUAAAAGACAAAAAGUUUAAAAAUAAACCAAUUAUGACUAAAAUUUCACAAAAAAUUUUUUUAAAUUACAGUAACUCGAAAACAAGCGGACCGAAUCUACUACCUUCCCGGCCUCACUUUUGACAUUAACUUUGAGCAAUACAGUGGCUAUCUAAAGGCAACAAAAGGCAACUACCUACAUUAUUGGUUAGUGAAAUCACAGAACAACCCUAGCUCAGAUCCGAUCGUGCUAUGGCUGAACGGUGGACCAGGUUGUUCAUCGUUAAUGGGACUUUUGACCGAAUUGGGACCAUUCCGACCGAAUCCAGAUGGUCUAACUUUGAGUGAAAACGAUUUUUCUUGGAAUAAGGUGGGGGUUUAGACAAUUUUAGAAAAUUUUUAUAGAAAUUUGAAAAAAAAAAUUUUUGAAAUUCUGAAAUUUUAAAAAAAUUUGAAAUUCAAGGCUGCAAACGUUCUGUUCCUGGAAGGACCACGAGAUGUUGGCUUCUCAUACCAAAAUACGACGGAAAACAAGGAUCAUACCUAUAGUGACGAAAAGACAGCCGAAGACAAUUACCAGGCCCUGAAGGACUUCUUCAAUGUCUACACGGAAUUCCAAAACAAACCAUUCUACAUCAUGGGCGAAUCGUACGGUGGUGUCUAUGUGCCUACAUUAACGGAGAGAACAAUCAGAGUGGGUUUUUUGAAGAUUUGGGGGUUUGCAAAAGCAGGAAAAUGUAAAAGAUGGGUUUUCGUUGUGGGACCCAAACCUAUGUGGAAUGUUUUGCCUGAAUUGCUUAUUUAGUUUUAUUUGAUGUUAAAAUGAGAUUGAAAGUGAAUAUUUUUCUAGAAAUUUAUUUUACAGUAUUCUGAACAUGUAUUUUUUAGUUUUUAAAAAUUUAAAUUUUGAAAUAUCACCUUCAGGGCAUUCAAUCAGGAGACAUGAAGAACGUGAACCUAGUCGGAAUGGCCGUAGGCAACGGAAUCCUCUCUUCAAUCGAACAAAUGCGCUCCAACGUGCCACUAAUGUACCACCGUGCUCUGAUCGACAAAACCGAGUGGGAUUCUUACUUUAGUUGUUGUGGUGGUGACUACAAUAAACUGGCUGACUGUGACAUUACACGCUUUAUAUUCAUCAACGGAUCCGGCGACGCUCAACCCAGUGACGGCUCGGAAUGCUCACAACUCGUUGGCAGACUAGCUCAACACCAAUGGUUUUUGAAGGGGAACAACAUCUACAACGACCUACAGGACUGCUACGAACAAACUGAUAUUGUCUUUGGGUCGAUGGAGGGCAAGAAGAGGGAAUUCAACGAUUGGUUUGGGGGGAGGGUGAGCAUGUUUAUACUUGUUUAUGCUUUGAGGGGAGGGGCGUGGGUGGGGGUAGAUAUCAGCAGGGGUAGUUUAUUUUUUUGAACAUAGACAAGGUAAAAUUUUGUUGUAUUUAUUUUUAAACGCGUUUUUAAGAAUUUUUUGGGCGGGGUAAAAAAUUUGGAGGUGGGGGAGGAUUUUUUAGUAGUCAUUGUUAAGGGCGUUUUUAAAACAGUUUUUUAAUAUAUUCCUAAACGCGUUUUAAAGAAAUUUUUUUUUGGGGCGGGGUAAAAAAAGUUUUUUUGGGGGAUUUUUUUUAGGAUACGGUAAAACUUUUUUUUAGGUGUGCGGUCAAAAUUAAUAAAAUUUUUUUUUGUUAUCAGGUAUGUUUUUUUAAAUUUUUUUAGGGCGGGGUAAAAAAAUUUUCUGGACAAAUGUGUGAAAAAUGUUUUUUGGCAUUUUAGGGAGCGGAAAGUAAAAAUUGUUUUUAGUGAGGAAUUUUUUAGGCUGUUCUUUCUAUUUUAAGCACUACUUUUAUUUAUUCUGCCCUUUUGUUAUCUUCGUUUCACGUAUUUUACCACGCUUUAGUCUGCCAAACCUCAUGUUGAAGGCCAAGAAGGCGUGAACACGAUUCAAAACCUCUUCUCUACCGAUUCCCAAGGCGGAUUCGCAUGCUACGCUAACGCCGCCGCUGAAAAAUGGCUAGAUACGAACGAUGUGCGUUCAGCCCUCCAUGUACCAUCGUACGUUCAAAAGUGGUUACCAUGCAAUGAUACCAUCAACGUCAUCUACAAACAACAACACAAUGACACUGGAGAGGUGUUCGACAAGAUUAUUGAUUCGCAAUACCCCCUAAGGGUACUGGUUUAUAAUGGCGAUGUGGAUCUGGGUAAGGGUGGGGUAUGGAACGACAUUUUGGAGGGGGGGGGGUGGGGGUGGGUAUUAAUAAGAAAUGGCAUAGAUGGCUGUUUUAUGACAUAACAUGACAUUGUUGAUAGAUAUGUGUUAGGAAAUGGCAUAUAGUGAGAUAUAUAUAAUGACAUUUUGGAGGUGGGGGAUAGAUGUUAAAUAAGAAAUGGCAUAGGGGGCUAUUUUAUGACAUACAAUGACAUUUCAGACCGAUAUAAAAUAUAAACUGGCAUUUCGGUCUGUGUUAUGACAUUAAAUGUCACCUAUUGUAUAAAAUGUCAUUUUGGAAUAAUAUACGACAAAAAGUGUCAUUUUUAGUUGACGCAUGGUAUAAAAUGUCAAUUUAGACCGAUAUGUGAAAGAAAAUGGCAUUUUACACUGUGUUAUGACAUAAAAUUGUCAUCUAUGAAAAAAAUUUAAUUUUUUGUUAAUGUGUGGUAUAAAAUGGCAUAUAUUAUUUUGGUUUUAUAUGACAUAAAAUGUCACUAUAGCCUGAUUUUUGAUUGAAAAUGUAAUUUAAGCUUAUUCAUAACAUAAAAUGUUAUCUAAGGCUGUUCUAUGACCUAAACUGUCAGUUGAGGUCGAACUACGGCAUACAAUGGCACCUGAGGCUGGUCUAUGACAUAAAGUGUCACCUGAGGCUGACUUAUGAGAUAAAAUGUCAUUUCAGGGUGACUUAUGACAUAAAACGUCAUCUGAGGCUAACUUAUGAUAUAAAAUGACAUAUAAAGCUGACCUAUGACAUAAAAUGUCAUAUAAAGCUGACGUAUGACAUAAAAUGUCAUCUGAGGCUGACUUAUGACAUAAAAUGUCAUCUGAGGCUGACUUAUGACAUAAAAUGUCAUCUGAGGCUGACUUAUGGCAUAAAAUGUCAUUUUAGGCAUAUUUGUGGUACAAAAUGUCAUUUUGCAAAACUUCAUGGCAGAAGAUGUAAUUUAUUUUUUUAUCAAACCAUUUUUUACUUAAAAUUCACUUUUUUCAGCCUGCAACUUCCUCGGCGACCAAUGGCUAGUCGAGCGUGUAGCCAAGAAACACGACCUCAAGACUAGCCGCUCCUACAACGCCUGGACUGUCCGCACUCAAAUCGCUGGCUACGAAAAACAGUUUUCGAACAAAAACUUCUCCAUAGACUUAUUGACCGUAAAAGGGGCGGGUCAUUUGGUACCAUUGGAUCGACCAGAACCAGCUCUACAAAUGAUUAACAAUUUCAUGGCUGAUAACGAAUAUAGUCGACCGGUCGCAGUGAAAACGAAUAGUAGAAGGCUGAAGGAGGAGUAUGUCAUCAAGGAGAAUGUGGGUUUGAAUUUUUGAAAUUUGAAUUUUAAAACAUUUUUAGGUUUUUUUUGGUCGAUUUUAAUAAAAAUUUUGAAAUUUAAAAAAAAAAUUAAAAUUUUAAAAAAUUUUAAAAAAUUUUUGAAAUUUUGAAAUUUGUUGAGUUUUUAAAAAUUUUAAAAAUUUAUGCCAUUUUAUGCGUUACCUAUAAAGUUUGAUAUGAAAAAAGGUUUAGUUCGCCAAAGAAGUUGGCCCAACCAGCCCAUUGGACACGUUUGCCAAGAACAAUCUUCACAUCACAGCCGCUCAUAAAUACUACAACAGAAGAAGACAGGAGUUGAAGAAGCAGAGCGAUGUGAAGAGUGGUAAGUACUACCGAACGGGUGAUUUUUAUGGGGCGGGGCAGGUGAAAAGAAGCGGCUUUGGCUUCUUGGAUCUGUUAAGGGGACGGGCUGGGCCUAAUUGUUUAGCCCGGCUUUUAAAAAUUUGUUUUGGUCCGGUCUAUUCAUAUUGGCCCUCCUUUAGGUUUAGUGGUGAGUACAGUGGAAGUCUUGUGAAACGAACUUUUAGUGGCUAGACCUGAAAGGGGCUUGACUGGGCUAACGCUAAUUUAAAACGGGCUGGACCGGUUUGAAAUGUUGGCUUUGGCUCAUACUCAGGUCAAGCCGGGGCAGUUGAAAAGAAGCGUUUUUGGCUGGAUUUUUAGAUUUGUUUUGGAAAAGUAACAGGGGGACUAAUUUCAGCUUUUUUUGAAAAAAAAAUUUUUUGUGGUAGUGGAGAGGUGGGGGUAAAAAAUGGGGGGGGGGAUGGUUUAAUCAAGGAUUAGCUAAAAUUUUUUUUUUGGUUUGGUGAAGGGCAUGAAGGAAAAAUAUUCAUUCUGCUUGAGUUAAGGUAUUGCUGCGGCUUUUUUAUGGGAUGAAAAAAAAUUUUAAAAAAAUUCGAAAAAUGUUGAAUUGAAAUUUCGAAAAGGUUAAUUUUUUUGAAAAAUUUUAAAAAAAUUAUAGUUUUUCACUUUUUAUCAUAAAACUCAAAAAAGGUUUUUAGAAAAGAACGAGAAACCGACCCUAACCCUCAACCCACCAGCCAAGCAUACCAAAGAGCAGGAUCGUAUAAGCAAAAUCAGCGAUUGGAUCAACUUCCAAAAUUCUCCAUUACAAUACUCUGGAUACCUAAACGCUAACGAGCACACUCAUCUGCAUUACUGGCUAAGCACCAAGGACCAGCCCGACUCUCAAGCACCCCUCAUUCUGUGGCUGAACGGUGGUCCAGGCUGUUCUUCGCUGGGCGGUCUAUUCAAAGAGCUGGGCCCAUUCCGAAUGACCAAAGACGGCAAGAAGCUGGACCAAAACCGUUUCAGCUGGACUAAAGUAGGAGAUGUACUGUUCCUCGAAGCACCGGCUGGCGUUGGAUACUCGUACUCGUCGAAUGAAACGGCUGAUACUAUCUAUAAUGAUGAUAGGACGGCUCAGGAGAACGCUAAGGCUUUGGAACAGUUCUUGUUGAGGUUUGAGGAAUAUCAAGGAAGAGACUUCUAUGUGACAGGCGAGAGCUAUGGUGGUAUCUACGUACCGACUUUGGUCAGGGAAAUAUUGAGAAUCAAAAAGGUAAGCAUUUUUCUUGGUUUACUUACAACUAGAGCUGUAAAAGGGGCGGGCCAAAUUUUUUAGUUCAGCUUACGGGCGCAGAUUUUCCAGUCCGACCUUUUUCAUGUUUGCUUUGGCGUGCUCUAGUGAGCCAUUUGUUAAAUCUACCUACCAUUAAGUUGUUCAAAUAAUUCUGUGCUAUCUCUCAAAACAUAUGUUGGGGAUUAAGGGGCAGAAUUACUUGAAUAAUCUAAUAGUUGGUAUUAGAUGAUUUGCUCCGUAUUUAUUUAUUUUAUUUAUUUAAUUACUAUAUCAACCUACAAUCAAUAAUGAGGUACACAUAGAAUUAACAAUAUAGAUUUUUUUGUGUAAAUUACGGCUUUGUAUUUGAUAUUAUAUUAAACAAGCAUUUUUAGAAGUCGAAAAAGGGUUUUCGUGUUGGGACUCAAAUUGGUAAUCAGGUUUUUCGUGUCGGGACCAAAAUUGAUAGUCAGGAUUUGUGAAAAAUUUAGUAGUUUUACUUUUACUUUUUUUGUGUAAAAUACGUUAAAACGUCAAGGCUUUUUUCUUACAUCUUAAAAGGAGCCGUUUGAUAAGCUAUAUAAUAAUCUAUAAUUAGGGUUUUCGUGUCGGGACCAAAAUCGAUAAUCAAAGGUUGUACUAUGAGAUCAUAAUAUAUCGUCUGGGCUUAAAAAUAUAGUGAUUGUUACAGAAUGAAUCCUCUUCACCAUUGCAAAAGUUGAAUUUGAAAGGAUUUGCGAUUGGAAAUGGCAUGCUGAACGAGUACGACCAAGUCAAUUCGGCCGUACACUUGAUGUACUAUCGCGGAUUCUACGAUAAGGAGUGGGUUUUUGGGGGUAAAAUACGGAUGGUUGUUUUUUGGUUGUUAUGUUGUUUUUUGAUGUACUAGGAGUAUGGCAUAAAAUACAAUCUUUUAUUUUUAAAAAUUAGCAAAAAAGGCGAUUUUUUUGAAAAUUUUGGGUUUUUUGGCCGUUUGUUGUCAUUUAUUAAUUGUUUUGAUUGAUUUUUGACAUUUUUCUAGAACAUACGAAGAGAUCCUAUCAUGCUGCCCAGAAUCCAAAGUCAGCCACGAAUGUAACCUCACCAAAUACAUCAAUUUCAAACCGAAUGGCGACUCGGAACGCACUCCAGGAGACGCCAAGCAUGAACGAUGCUCGGAACUAGUCGAUUUCUAUGGAUUCUGGAACGUAUGGACAAGUGGAAUCGAUGUAUACAACAGCUAUCAAGAUUGUUAUGCAUCGGAAGAUGGAUUUGAGGAUUCUAGAAAUGGUUGGGGAGAGAGUGGAACAAAGAAUGGGCAUGAGAAGGUUAAGAAUGAGAGAGUUUUAAGAGCAAAACGGUCGAUCGGCUUCGACAAGUUGGCUUUGUCUGAAAACUAUACGUUUGUCGAUCAAAAUGUAAGGGUGUUUACUACUGGACUUUAGAAGGUUUUUAGAGUUAGUGGGACGGGGAAGGGACGUCGCUACAAUUUUUUUUUCACUGUGAGAAGGGGGAUGUGGUGGUGUAAAUAGGGGGUGUAUUUUUACAAAGACCUUUUUGGGCGAGGGGUUUGGAUUUUUUUGGGUAUAAACCGCUCUUGCUACUAUUUUUAUCAUUUAUGACUAUAAAGGAAGAUAUAAAACUGCUAAAAUUAAAGAACAUGUUUCGUUGUAUAACAUGCUUUGCGCAGUCUGAAAACUUAAGUUUAAGGUUUUUUAACUGAAAUGGCAUUUUGGUGAAUAGUUAUGGGAUUCAGAAGCUUUGAUGUAUAAAGACUGUUUUUUAUUUAAAAUUUUUGAAAUUUUUAAAAGAUUUGAAAUUAAAAAAAUAUAAUUUUUAAAAUAUACUUUGGAUAGCUAAACGAUAUUUUUGUUUAAUUAAGUUUUUUUAAACUUGAUUAAGCCAAUAAAUCAAAGUACAAGACUCAAAACUAGUUUUUGGAAAUUUAAAUUGAUUUUGCUAAUACAAUAUGAUAAUUAAAGAGAAUUUUACGCAUAACUUUAGAGUUUAUUUUAUUUAAAAAUUUUUUAAUUUUUGAAUUUUUUUUUUAUUUUUUAAAAUUUUUGAGUUUUUUAAAUUAUUCGUAAUUUUCUAAUUUUAAAAUAUUUCUUGAAGUUUUGUUGGUUUUUUUUAAAAUUUUUGUAAUUUUUUGGAAUUUCCAGAAACUGUACAACCGCGAAUCGACCGACGCCAACGGUGGCUUCCAAUGCUAUUCCUACGAGCCAACAGAACGCUUCUUGAACCUGAAGGCGGUCAAGAAUAACAUAAACGUGAAUACGAAUAUCGAUUGGACGAAUUGUAACGACGAAAUGAACGAGAAUUACAUUCAACAGAACCACGACACAAGACAGGUCUGGGAUGAUAUCAUAUCACUGUUGGCUGAUCUUAACAUUGAUGAAUUCAAGUCUUUGGUCUAUAAUGGCGAUUCGGAUAUGGCAUGUGAAUACAUGGGCAAUGAAUGGUUCUUGUACAGAUUGGCAGAGGAUUAUAAGCUGGAGAAGACGGUCGAUGAAUAUGGUAGGGGGUUAUAAUGCAGGUUUUUGGGUAUCAAGAAAAGGGUAGGGUAGAAUAGGUUAGGUCAAGUAAGGCCAGGGUAUAGCGGGGUACAAUGUGGUAGGGCAGGGCAGCGGGUACGGUAAGCUAGGAUAGGGCUAUAUUUUUAAUUUUAGAACAGGGUUUUCUAGCCUUAUUAGAUCGUUUAAAUAAUUUUGUGCCGUCUCUCAAACCUAAUGUGUUAGGUUUAGGAGCACACAAUUAUUUGAACAGCUUAAUAAUAGCUUUUAAGAUAACAAAAUAAAAUUUUAGCCAUUAAAAUGGCAAUUUUUCGAGCAAAAAAAAGAAAUUAUUGGGCUUUGUGGCGUUGAAAUUCUGAAUUUUAAUUAAUAAAACCGCUUUUUAGGUAUCCACGGUGAUAUUUAGGUACAAAAAUCGUGAUUUAGCUAGCGAAAAGGAUUUUCAAUGGGUUAGAAGUGAUGUUUUUAAGAUUUACUGGGCUAAUAUGGAAGUUAGAAAUGUCAAAAACAGUAUUUUAGGUAACAAAUUGUUGGUUUCAACGCAAGAAAGUGCUGUUUUUUAAAUAGGCCUAACGAAAAGUGAGAUAACGGUUCAAUUUUAAAGUAUCCUCUCCUCUUGCUUUCUUUCCUUCCUCUUCUCUCUAUUUCCCCUCCGUCCUCACUCUACUAUUUCUUGUCAAAAAAUCUAGGCUUAGGGCCCUAAUAUAAGAUUACUGUAGUUUUUUAAAAAUUAAAAUUUUUUUUUCAAAUUGAUUUUCUUUCAGAAUCCCAAUGGAACGUCACCCUUCCAAAAGACGCGUCGUCAACAUAUUUACCACGCCGAGCUGGUUCAGUCACCCAAUUCCACGGCAAGAAACUGUUCUUGGACUUUGUCACAGUCAAAGGCGGUGGUCACUUUGUACCACAGGAUCGACCAGCCGUAGCACUACAAAUGAUUGCCAAUUUCAUUCGACAGUCACCAACCGAUGUGAAGCCAGUAAAUUACAGUACACCAUUGGGAGUGGAGGACUUGGAAUUGUUCGAUGAGAAGCGUUCGAAUCGGUUUGUUAAAGAGAGUAAGAGAUAUUGUAGUAGGUUGCGUUUUUAAUUGGUGAUUUUAGGCCUAAAUUCUGCGUUUUGAGCCUAAGGUAACUACCUAAAAACCUACUUGAAGACUAGAAAAGUCCCUUAAAAUUUAUUUUAAGCUUAUGUCAUGGUUUGGAGCCUAAACUAGGCGUUUUAAGCCUAAGGUCUUAACUUCAAGCCCCAGCUAGACUUGAAAAAAGGCAAAGAGAAGCUUAAUGGACUUUAUUUCCAGUCUAGUUUUAAAUUAUACGGUUGUUCAAAUAAUUCUGAGCUAUUAAAUCACGAAGGUUUGCUUUGAAAGGUGGCUCAUAAUUAUUUGAACAACAGAAUAAGAGGUGGACCUCACAGGGGGCUCAUUAGGUGGUAGGUGAGGGCUAAAGAAAACUUUAAAAGGUCAGGCUGGCAAAUGUGGCCUAUGGGCUGGACUGAAAAAUUGAACGGUCCCUUUACAGCUAAAGUUGUAGCUAGACUGAAAAACAUUUAAAAAAAACUUUUUUUUGAAAUAGUCAACAGGGGGGGGACCAAGUUCAAUAUUUUUUGAAAAAAAAAUUUUGAAAUUAAAAAUAUCAUUUUUAGCCCCAAGAAGAGUCCUAGAUAAAGUUUUCAACCUUCCUGGCCUGACUUUCAAACCAAACUUUACUCAACAUUCUGGCUACUUGAAUGUCUCUGAAGGCAACUACCUUCAUUAUUGGUAAGAAGAGGACAUUUUUGAAUGAAUCUAUUUUUGAAUAUUAAAAAGAGGAUUUUUUCUUGUCAAUAAAAUUAGUUUUGGACACAACUGGAAGCUAGAAUAACAGGAAUGUGCAAAAAUAAACAAGGACCUAUAACAAUAUGAUUCCCUAUGAUAAUAUACCUCAUACCUCAUUUAUAACUUUAGGUAUGUUGAAAGUCAAAAACCAAAAGCACCACUAGUCCUAUGGCUCACCGGUGGACCAGGUUGUUCAUCUCUUGGUGCGUUGUUCGGUGAGAACGGCCCAUACUUCGUGAAUCCGGACGGCCGGACCCUCUUCGAGAACGUUUACUCAUGGAACAAAGCCGCCAACGUCCUGUACCUCGAAUCUCCCAGAGGCGUCGGUUUCUCCUAUCAAAGCUUUGACCAAAACCGUCAAGAUUACGAGUAUAACGACCAAAAAACGGCCCGAGAUGUUGUGUUAGCACUACGAGAAUUCUUCCGAAUCUAUGAAAUCGAUGCCGAUUUUUACAUCAGUGGCGAAUCCUAUGCAGGCGUAUAUGUACCAGCCGUGAGCAGAGUAUUACUACAGGAAUUGGAUAGCGAAGAUCAGGGUAUAUUCAAUGGUACCGACCUGAGAUUCCGAGGAUUUUUGAUUGGAAACGCGUAUUUGAGCCGCAAAUCAGCCGUAAGUCGAUGGUUUUGACGAAUAAAGCAAAGUUUUUGGUGGGAAAAUGUCAUUUUUGGAGUUGAGCCUUUAAAAAUUAUGUUUGCUCUGAAAAUUCUGACCUAGAAAUUUGAUUUACAUAAAGAAUUUUGGUUUAUUUUUAGCUCUAGAAGCGUUUGAAAAAGGUAUACUUGAUCUAGAUGCCUAAAACAAGCUUUUUCAAGGAAAAAUGAUGUUUCGCGAUAAUAAAUUGUGAUUUUCUGUUAAAAUAAGACUAAACAUGAAAGUAUUGAUUUAAAAAUAUGUUUUACAUCAAUAUUUUUGGUUUAGUUUGAGCUCCAGAAGGGUUUGAAAGAGGCAUACCUGAAGUAGAUCUCUGAAACAGUUUUUGAAGGAAAAUUUGUUUUUAUAAAAUAAUUUCGGAAAAUUGCGAUGAUCGUAUUUUACAAUACUAUUUCUGAGUUGUUUUGUUCUCUAGAAAAGCGAGAAAAGCAAAAAUACAGUUUUGAAAUUGCGUUCAAAUCAUUUGUGACACUUCGCAUUUCGCCGGUGACGGCCGCGGCCGUUUUUGAUGAAAUUUCAAAGUUUGGCGGGAAUUUUUGAGGUUUUUGGUGGUGAAAUGAAGGAAAUACGAAGAUGUUUUGAAGUAUAUUGUUUUAGAUAGCUUUUACAUUGAAUUCAAGAAGAUUUGGCCUUUUUUUGGAGUUUUGGGGUUUAAGUCGGGUUUUUUGGCGAUUUUUCAUGCUUUAACUGAUUAUAUGAUGGAAAAUUGAAUAGAUGUGUUGUCGAAAACUUGUUUUUAGCCUUUUUAUUAAUUUAGGAUACUUUUGAGACUGAUGUUUUAAUGUUUUGGGUUGAUUUUUUGUAAUUUUUGGGGUAGAAUUCGCGAUUUUCGGGAAAACUUUAUGUUUAUGGAUAAUAUCGCUUGUAUAAAGAUGUAUUUUAGGUUCAAAUGAAUGUGAAAAUAAUGUAAAAAGUCUUGCUAUUAUUUGUGAACUUUUUUUAAGAUUUCAAAUUAGUUUUUACAGUGUUUGGGCCGAAAAUUGAUAUUAUCCAUGUUCAUCCUGGUGUAACAGUUACUUUUGCUUCUCACUGUUUUGUUAUGUCUAACAUAGUAGAAAUUUUACAUUUUUAGGAAGCAACAGACCCCGAUCUAUAUUAUACACACGGUCUUCUAAGCAAAAAGUAAUUUUUUCAGUUUAAUUUUUGUUGUUUUAGGUUGUAGUAGGCAUUUAAAUGUACCUUUUGCAGAGAAUAUUUGGCCAUUCGGGAAAAGUGCUGUAUCGAAUCGACGAAUGAACUGUGCCCAAUCGAUCUUGAGCACGAGACAAAGGAAUGUAAAGCUGCGAAAAAGGCCAAGAGUCGGAACACGAAGCACCUUGACUUCUACAAUAUCAUUCAGCAAUGCUACGAACAGACGAAGGAUUCAGUGCUGUUGACAGGGGAGAACAAUGUGCUUAGUAAAUUGAAGGUAUAUUUUGGUUUUGUGUUUAUUGAAGCUUAGGGUGUUUGGUUUUUGUACUUGAACUCUGAAAGUGUCGACCUACUACAAUAUAACUCCUUAUAUCUAAUGAUAAGAUAACUUUCAGGCCGACAUCUUUACGUCAAUGGAAGCCCAAAAGAACGCCAAACGUCAUUAUCACGAUGGAAAUUUGGUAGAAGCUGCUCAUUAUUCUCUACGCUCUAGAAUAAACUACGCUUCCACGGAUGCCUUUGGAGGUGCACGGUGCUUCAUUUUCGACAAAAUGACGGAUUAUUUGAACCAGAAACAUGUCAGAGACGCAUUGCAUGUACCAUCGUUUGUGCAAGAGUGGGAAAUGUGCAGGUAAGCGGAGAUGCUUAGUGUUUUUGAAAAUUGUAGUAGGUGGGUCGGUGGCGUUGAUAUAGAUGGGUGUAAGCAGGGCCGGGCGCGAAGGAGGGGGGGGGACCCCCCCAGAAAAAAAUUUUUGAAAAAAUUUUAACGUGGUCCCCCUGUGGAUUUUCGGAAAAAAAAUUUUGCAAAAAAUCGGCACAGGUACCUGGGCCGAUUUUUUGGACCCCCAGACCAAAAGUUCUCGCCCGGCCCUGGGUGUAAGGUAUCGUGAAAUUGGAAUAACGAGUUGACGUUUAACAUAGUUACUGUUUAGUAGAUGGUCAAUUAGUGUAGUAAAUAUCAAGUUCAUUGCUUACUUCAAGAAAAGUUAUGGGCUGUUAUAUAAUGUUAUAGUAGGUAAGAGAUUAUUUUGAUAAGGAUUGAUGUAUCUUUUGAUACAAAGUUGAUAUAGACUUGAUGCUUAGAAUAGAAAAACAUAUGGUUAUGAUGUUUUAGUGGAGGGAAUAGUGCUUUCUUUGCUUAAUUUUGAAGGCAGUUCUAGUUGAUUUUCGGAUAUUAUAAGGUAUGAAGUUGAUUUGUUUAUAUUGUUGUAGAUGAUCGCCAAAAUUAGAUAUGAGAUUGUUUUUAAGAAUAGUUAACGAUAUUAUCGUUUAGUUUAUAUGUGAUAAAUUGCAACGUGUUUCCUUUAUUUUGAGCGAAAUUAUGAUCUUGGAUAUUAUAGUAGGUAUAAUUAUAGCAAAAUCGUCAAUUUUAGUGAUGAAAUUAAAGGCAAUUACACAAUGCAGUACAAUACCAACACACAGGACAUGACUAAUGUCUUUAGCGACAUUUUGUACAGUGUUUACGUGAAGAACCUGAAGGACAACUUCAGAAUCAUGUUGUACAAUGGAGACACGGACCUGGUUUGCCAUUUUAAGGAAGCCGAACAGUUUGUGGAGAAUUUGGUCGAUACUUAUGAGGGACCUACCAAUGUAAGUUGUUUUGACAGGGUUUGGAAAAAAAUUCAAAGUUAUCAUAAACAUAUCAUAAAUUUUGAUAAUUCAUUUUGCGUGAUUUUAGGUGACAAUCGACCGAAAGCCAUGGCACACCCAAUUGCCAAAGAAUGGCCAAAAAGCGGUAGCCGGAUUCUUCAAACAAUUCAAGUUGGAUGAUGUUAAACUGGACUUGGUUACAGUCAAAGGAAGUGGUCAUUUUGCCCCAUUGGACCGGCCUUUGGCUACACUACAGCUGUUUGAGAACUUUAUCAACAAAAAGGACGUGGAAACCGUGAUACCGUAUGGAACUGAAGCUAAAAAGCUAUUGGGUAGGGGAUUUUGAAAUUUUGGUUAAAAAUUUUUUCAUUUUAGAAAAAAGUUUAUAAAUGUUACUGUUUUGUGCCAUUUCAGCCCAAUACACGCCAGAGGUUCAAGAAACAGCCCCACGCCCGUGGGAACCAACUCUCGCUCCGCUAGUCCCGUUUACUACACCCUCCAAUACUACUACAACGGCUCAACCCGAAACCACUACGCCCGAUUCAGCUUCAUCUACAUGUAUAUCUAUUGUUGUUACUGUUUGUGCAUUGUUGUUUGUGGUUUGGUAUUAG
Molecule: messenger RNA, 20032 nt
Organism: Bursaphelenchus okinawaensis
Lineage: Eukaryota; Metazoa; Nematoda; Chromadorea; Rhabditida; Aphelenchoididae
Source: the annotation of a GenBank genome assembly